AUGAAAAUAUUGAGUUGGAACUGUCACGGGGCUGGCAACCCGUGGACAGUUAGGGCUCUCAGCGAUAUAUGCUGGAGAGAUAGGCCGAAUAUUGUUUUUGUAAUGGAAACAAUGAUUGAUGAAAAUCGUCUUAAUAAAAUUAAAAUUAAAUGUGGCUAUGUUGAGGGUGUUUGUAUUAGUAGUAAUGGGAGGUCGGGGGGAAUGGGAAUGUGGUGGAAGGAUAUUAAGGUGAAUGUUGUUUCGUACUCUGCUCAUCAUUUUGCUAUUGAUAUUCUGAAUGAUAAUAAUUGUGCUAUGUGGAGGGCUAUUGGGAUUUAUGGAUGGCCGGAGCAAUCAAAUAAACAUUUAACCUGGGAUCUCAUGUCUUCUCUGAAAUCAGGAUGUAGUAUACCGUGCAUUAUGUUUGGUGAUUUUAAUGAGAUAUCUAGCCUGUGUGAGAAGGAAGGAGGUCCCCUGAGAAGUGAAAGGCUUAUGGAUGCUUUCCGUGUUACCAUGGACACCUGUGCUAUGAGAGACUUGGGGUAUAGGGGUAGCAUAUACACUUGGGAAAGGGGUAACACCAUGGAUACCUAUGUACGGGAAAGACUUGACAGAUUUACUGCCGACGAAGAGUGGUGUGCCUUAUUUCCGAAUUUUGAGGUGCAUAAUCUACCUAUUAUUAAAUCUCUGUCUGAUCAUGCUCCGAUUCUUAUGUCAUCUGAUAAUAGAGGGGGAGAAAAUUGUGGUAGUACGGGGUUUAAAUUUAAGUCGUUGUGGCUAUCAAGUGAUGAGUGUGGUGAGGUGGUGGCUAAGGGGUGGAGUGAGAGUAUGGGGCUGAAUAUGGCAAACAGAGUGGUAGUAUGUGGUGAGAAAUUAGCAUCCUGGGCUGCUCUGAACUUCGGCUCUGUAAAGAAACGGAUCAAAAAGGGGUAA
Molecule: messenger RNA, 912 nt
Organism: Chenopodium quinoa (quinoa)
Lineage: Eukaryota; Viridiplantae; Streptophyta; Magnoliopsida; Caryophyllales; Amaranthaceae
Exons: 1
Coding region: 1-912 (303 amino acids)
Molecular function (GO): catalytic activity
Source: RefSeq, a predicted model, not a curated record